AUUUUCUGUCCCUUCCACCUCAUAACCUUCACUGUAGAAUUUGUCCUGUUCGCAAAGCUUCAUCUCUUAUUUUUUUCCCUUUUUUUUUGUUUUUAAUAAUUCUUAGGGUUUAAGAUCAAACAAAUUCCCCCAAAUUUUCUCCCACUGUAACCAAUAAAGCUCGAGGAUCUUGUUCAAACGAAGCUUAAACAGGGUUUUGAUGCAAUUGCCGUAUUGAUAAUUUUGUUGAUCCGCAAAAAUUCUGAUGAAGACUGGGAAUGCGUCCAUCAGGGAUCGGACGCAGGAGUUUUUGGGGAUAGCGGAAAGGUCGAAGAAGCCGUUCGCCGCACAGAAUGGGCCGAGCAGCAGCGGAUCGAAGCGGGAGGAGCCUCCGCGGUCGGCAGUGGCGCUGCAGUCGGAGUUCAAUCGGAGAGCGUCGAGGAUUGGGUUCGGGAUCUACCAGACGUCUCAGAAGCUAGCUAAGCUGGCGAAAUUGGCGAAGAGGACAUCGAAUUUGAAGGUCCAUGAGAACAGGCGACAGUUGUUCUCUUCCUCAGCUUCCAAGAAUCCUACGAAUCCUUUCAUUCGUCAGCGUCCUUUGGCAACAAUGUCUUCUGCUGGAACAUCAUCCGCACCUCCUCUUCCGUGGGCGAACAGUAGAGAUUCUCCAUCCCAAAUGCUCCCCAAGAAUCAAGCGGAUGGGGAAUCUCAGCCAUUACUACAUCAGCAACGACACCAACAACAGCAAAUGGUUCCGUUACAAGACAGUUACAUGCAGAGCAGAGCCGAGGCUCUUCAGAACGUGGAGUCAACUAUUCAUGAGCUGAGCAGUAUCUUUAAUCAGCUAGCAACUUUAGUUUCCCAGCAAGGAGAAAUCGCUAUCAGGAUUGAUGAAAACAUGGAUGAUACACUAUCGAAUGUUGAGGGCGCACAGGGAGCAUUGCUAAAGUAUCUCAACAGCAUCUCUUCGAACCGGAAUUGUUUAUUCGGACAUUUGAAAAUGGUGGGAGGUGGAAAUAGAAGGGACGAGGGAUCGUUUACUGUGAGCAACACCAAUGUCUUUGCAGCUCUUGAUAGUCUGAGGAAGAAGAAGAAGUCCGACAAGGAGAAGGGCUCGUCUAAGGGAGGUAAGGGUACUUCGAAAGGGUCGAAAGGAGCUUCUGAGGCUGAGAAGCAGGUUUACUGGGCCCCUGCGCCUUUGACCUCAAAGUCAUGGGCUGAUGUCGAUGAUGAAGAUGAUGAUGAUUACUAUGCAACAACUGCUCCCCCACAGGUCAUAUGGGGUGCUUCAGGUUCGAAUAAACCCGGAGAGACUCAGAAACUUCAUCCUGUGGAGGAAAGCGAAAGUGAAGACGAUCUUCUUGAUGAAGGGGAUGAUGACGUGGAAGACGAGCACGACCCCGAACCAGAAACAGAACAAGAACACCCUCAACCGGUGUUGAAAAAGCCUGUUGAAGCUUCUCCAGCACCUAAAGAGGCUGAGAGGCAGCUGUCCAAGAAAGAGAGGAAAAAAAAGGAGCUUGAGGAGCUAGAGGCUAUCCUAGCUGAUUUUGGGGUCAACCCAAAAGAGAAAGCUGGAGAUGAGAGAUCUGAUGUCACUAAAGACAGGAAAGAGGAACAAGCAAAUGGAAAUACCGACAAGAAGGACAAUAACGCCCCUGGGGAAUCAAAGAACGCCAAGAAGAAGAAGAAGAAGGAUAAGUCGUCCAAAGAGACAAAGGAGCCUCAAGAUCAGCCCAAUACCUCAAACGAACCCAACGGGCCUGUUGAGUCCCCUAAAGCCCAACAUGGUGAUGAGGAAAAUACUUCUACCUUUGAUGUCAAAGAUAAACUCAAGAAAAUGGCGUCCGUUAAGAAAAAGAAAUCGAGUAAAGAAAUGGAUGCUGCCGCCCGAGCUGCUGCCGUUGAGGCUGCCGCCAGGAGUGCCAGGCUGGCAGCCGCCAAGAAGAAAGAGAAGAAUCAUUACAACCAGCAGCCGAUUCGGGUAGUUGAUAAAUUGUUGAUCCGUUAAAAAUGGCGGUGAAGAGAGGGAAUGCGUCCAUUAGGGAUCGGACGCAGGAGUUUUUGGGGAUAGCGGAGAGGUCGAAGAAGCCGCUCGCCGCCGUGAAUGGGCCGAGCAGCAGCGGAUCGAAGCUGGAGGAGCCAUCGGGUUCGGCAGUGGCGGUGCAGUCGGAGUUCAACCGGAGGGCGUCGAAGAUCGGGCUCGGGAUUCACCAGACAUCGCAGAAGCUAGCUAAGCUUGCUAAAUUGGCAAAGAGGACAUCGGUUUUUGAUGACCCCACAAUGGAAAUCCAGGAGCUAACUGCAGUUAUUAAGCAGGAUAUAACAGCCCUUAAUUCUGCAGUGGUCGAUCUCCAGCUUCACAGCAGUUCACGUAAUGAAAGUGGGCAAACGUCUACUGACACAACCUCUCACUCCACAACAGUUGUUGAUGAUUUGAAGAAUCGACUGAUGAAUGCGACAAUGGAAUUCAAAGAUGUCCUGACAAUGCGAACGGAGAAUUUGAAGGUGCACGAGAAUAGGCGACAAUUGUUCUCUUCCUCAGUUUCGAAGAAUCCUACAAAUCCUUUUAUUCGUCAGCGCCCUUUGGCUUCAAGGUCUGCUGCAGGAACCUCGUCCCCGCCUCCUCUUCCAUGGGCUAACAGUAGAGAAUCUUCAUCACAAACGCUCCCAAGGAAUCAGGUGGAUGGGGAUUAUCAGCCAUUACUACAUCAGCAACAAAACCAACAACAGCAAAUGGUUCCGCUACAAGACAGCUACAUGCAGAGUCGAUCUGAGGCUCUUCAAAAUGUGGAGUCAACUAUACAUGAGCUGGGCAGUAUCUUUAAUCACCUAGCUACCUUAGUUUCCCAGCAAGGAGAAAUCUCUAUCAGGAUUGAUGAGAACAUGGAUGAUACACUGUCGAAUGUCGAGGGCGCGCAAGGAGCAUUGCUCAAGUAUCUCAACAGCAUCUCCUCUAACCGGUGGCUGAUGAUCAAGAUCUUCUUUGCAUUAAUUUUCUUUCUCAUGAUAUUCCUAUUCUUUGUUGCCUAGUGAAUUACACAUAUAGACUGGAUAUAGUUUUGACUUUUGAGUAACCGAAAAUGGUUGCGAAGCUUGGGAAUUAUCCGCGUAAUAUUUUUCGUCUUUAUGUGUAUUGCCAUGUAGCUGGAAGAGGACUGAAUUCUUGAUGAUUUCUUGUGAAUUUGAUCAUAUGAUAGAUUAUGAUUGCAGCAAAGAGGAAAAAUAAAAUCAGUGGUUACACAUAACACUGUUGCAUUUUCAAUCUUCUUGUAUUUCCUUUUAUAUUCUGAUUAUCACCCCGAAUUUGGUCAAAAUUUUCGUAAUUA
Messenger RNA from Striga asiatica, 3308 nucleotides. The record is from the annotation of a GenBank genome assembly. Lineage: Eukaryota; Viridiplantae; Streptophyta; Magnoliopsida; Lamiales; Orobanchaceae.